AUGGAAACCCUGAUGCAAGUGAUGGCUGCUAAGAAGCGCGAGAUGUCCUUAAUCAGCGAGAAAAAGCUCAGUAAAACUAAAAAAUAUCUGAGUCGUGCUGAGGUUGAGUCUCUACUCGAAGAGAAUGAGAAAGCGCUGGAACCACCGAUGAAAAAAACCAAAACAAGUGAAGAAAGAGGACAAAUGUCAUCAAAUAAUGAACGAAUGGACGAUGUAGCCGCCAAUUCUGUUGAAGAUACGAAUGAGAAUGAUACAUUACGUGAGUCUGUAUUAUCGUGGCCCGAUCUCCGUCGACGGCUACGCGAAUUGGGCGAGCCCAUUACACUUUUCGGUGAGAAUUUAACCGAUCGCAUGGCAAGACUUCGUCGAGUUGAAAUUGACUUUGUCACGAAGCACGAUGAUGGUUUGGGAGCAGGUCACGGUAUUCGUAAUCGCUUCGUUAGUGGAGAUGAUGAAGAACAAAAGGAUUCAGUGGACGAUGCAGCGGAAGAUGCUGAGGAAUUUGAGGUUGAAAAGGGUAAAAAGAAGCAAGAAGACGAUCUUGAAGACGAGAAAGAUGCUGAUAAAAUUGUGUAUCGGUUCUUUAAAGGCAUGUUGCAAAAUUGGGAAAAAGAUUUAGCCAAUCGACCAGCACAUGUAAAGCGAACAGCGCAAGGGAAAGUAGCAGUGAAGACGAUGAAGCAGUGCAAAGACUACAUUCGACCUCUUUUUAAGCUAUGCAAACAUCGUCAAGUACCAGCAGAUAUUUUACCAAACUUGGUCGAUAUUGUCACAUUCUGUCGUCAAGGCGAGUUUGUGCAAGCGAAUGAUGCGUAUAUUAAAUUGGCAAUUGGAAAUGCAGCGUGGCCGAUUGGAGUAACAAUGGUUGGGAUUCACGAACGUACUGGUCGAGAGAAAAUUAAUUCAAACAAACAGGCGCAUGUUAUGAACAACGAGUUACAGCGAAAAUAUCUAACUUCAGUUAAACGUCUGAUUUCGUAUGCCCAAUCCAUUUCAAAUGUCCAACCGUCAAAGCGCGUGAUGUAG
Plasmopara halstedii is the source of this 1026-nucleotide messenger RNA. Its product is annotated as pre-mrna-splicing factor. The coding region runs from base 1 to 1026 and encodes 341 amino acids. Gene Ontology annotation, cellular component: U5 snRNP; U4/U6 x U5 tri-snRNP complex; U2-type post-spliceosomal complex. Lineage: Eukaryota; Oomycota; Peronosporomycetes; Peronosporales; Peronosporaceae. The record is from RefSeq and is a predicted model, not a curated record. Gene Ontology annotation, biological process: RNA splicing; generation of catalytic spliceosome for second transesterification step. The transcript has a single exon.